Messenger RNA from Apiotrichum porosum, 2760 nucleotides. RefSeq lists its product as uncharacterized. The record is from RefSeq and is a predicted model, not a curated record. The transcript has 3 exons. Lineage: Eukaryota; Fungi; Basidiomycota; Tremellomycetes; Trichosporonales; Trichosporonaceae. Bases 1 to 2760 code for a protein of 919 amino acids. Gene Ontology annotation, cellular component: nucleolus. Gene Ontology annotation, biological process: DNA replication initiation. Gene Ontology annotation, molecular function: chromatin binding.
AUGGGCAAGCCAUCACAAAAGGCGCUCGGAAAGCGCAAGGCGCCAUCGGCUCCGUCCGGAAGUGCUCCCAAGAAGACCAAGGGCGGCGGCAAGCCCAAGUCUGGCAAGGGCGGCGACGACAAGCCAGCGGCUCCGGAGCGCGAAGUUGGCCCUACGGGAAAGCCCAAGCGCCCCGCGGACCAGCCAAAGAAGAUCAAGCUGCGCGACAAGAAGGUGCUCCCCGUACCCCGUACCGACUUUGACGACCUGAGCGACGAUGAGCUCAUGGACAUGGACCUGGGAGAGGACGAGGACCUGGUCGGUGCUACCGGCUUCCUUAAGAGCCUUGACUCGAGGUCGCUCUCGAGGACGGUCAAGGAGUCGAAGCGUAUCCAUGACCUCGAGAAGACGCGCGAGCAGAUGCCGACCAAGUCCAAGAAGAAGGAGCCCGUGGUCGAGGUCUCUGACCUGUCCGACUACGACUUUGACUCGGAGGUGGACUUUUCGGACGAGGACCUGAGUAAGGCUGGCAGCGACGACGACGACGACGACGACGACGACCUGUCGGGAUCGGACCUUGGUGGCUCCGACUUUGGCUCCAUCUCCGACACGGACGACGAAGACCAGGACGAGCGCAAUGCACUCUACGACGAUCUGUCUGACGAUGACGACGACAGCGAGGACGACGCACCGAAGCAGCGCAAGAAGAAGGCCGCAGAGGAGGAGGCCGAGUACGAGACUACUGGUCGCGCCCGCUGGACUGCGGCUGAGAAGGCUGAGGAGGACGACACUGUCGAGGUUGGCCGACUGCCAAUCAAGCUUCCGACUGGUGAGGUCCAGCUUGUCGAGGGCUCCACGCGCGUGCAGCUUCCCGCAAGCAAGAAGCCCAAGAAGCCUGUGGUCGAGAGCGACAGCGAGGAGGAGAGCGAGGCCGAGUCCGAGGCCAGCGACACUGGCGCCGAGGCCGUGGCAAUGGCUUCCCAGCCUGGCCGUUUCGGCCGCAUGGGUAUCGCUGAGAUUGUCGCCGCCAAGGGCUGGAAGAAUGCGCGCCGUCUCGAGGCCGCCAAGGAGCAGCUCGCCGGCAUCGGUGCCGAAAUCCUUGCCGGCGGCGAGCUCGUGGACAUUUCCCCCGUCCUCACUCGUCUGAGCACGUACGCCCUCCCCACUGUCCCUAACCCGGAAGCCGACACUGAGGGAGCCGCCGCCAACCUGCCUGUUCCCAACUCGAUCCGCGCCAUGGCCCUUCUCUCGCAGCUCGCCGUCUUCAAGGACCUGGCUCCCGGAUACCGUAUCCGUCAGCUGACCGCUGCCGAGGAAGCCGAAAAGGUUCGUGACGAGGUGCGCCGUAUGCGUGAGGGAGAGAAGAUGCUCGUCCGCAACUACAAGGCGUACCUCAAGAGCCUCGAGACGCACGUCAAGCACAAGACUCCACUCAUGAGCGUUGCGCUCAAGUGUAUGUGCGAGCUGCUGUCUUCCAUCCCCCACUUCAACUUCUCCGAGAACAUUAUGGGCGUGCUCGUGGGCCGUAUCGGUAGGAAGGGAUGGGACGGUGACUCUGAGGUUAUCCUCAACACCUUUGUCGCCGUCUUCCGCCAGGACGUUUCGGCCACGUACUCGCAAGCGCUUGUGCGCCUCAUCGCCCGUAUGAUCAAGGAGCGCAAGUUCCAGGUCAACUCGAACGUCCUCUCGUGUCUCCUGCACCUGCGCCUGCGCACCGAGCUCGGCCAGAUGCGCGAUGGCAAGAACAAGCGUGGCCGCGGCGGCCGCGACGGUGGUUCCAAGGACGAGAAGAAGUUCAAGUCGGAUGUCCGCAAGCAGUGGCAGACGAAGAAUGCGCGCAAAAAGGAAAAGGAAAUGAAGGAGAUCCAAAAGGAGAUGGACGAGGCGUCGGCCGAGGUCGACAUUGAGGAACGCGAGGUUGUCCAGACCGAGACGCUCAAGAACCUCUUCGUGCUCUACUUUUCAAUCCUCAAGUGGGACGGCCGCUCCCCCUUGCUCGCUCCUGCGCUCGAGGGUAUCUCGCAUUUCGCGCACAUGAUCAACAUUGACUUUUUCCGGGACUUGCUCGUGGUGCUCCGCCGCAUCAUUGCCGACCGCACACAGGAAGACGCCGAGGAUGGCGAGAACGACGGUGGCGCGAGCGUGCGUAUCCGCAUGCUGGGCAUUGUCACCGCCUUUGACCUGCUGUCUGGCCAAGGUGAGGCCCUCAACAUUGACCUGGGAGACUUUGUCACCGAGCUCUUUGGCCUUCUCCGCCCUCUGGCAGUGGACACUGGUGUCGAGGACCUGCCCAACCUCACCGCCGCGACCGCCGCCGCUGCCGCUCGCCAGUACCGCGCCGGCACGAAGCGCGCGUCCGCCGACCGCCCGCCGGCGCACACCUUGUCGACUGCUGCCCUGUUGUUCCGCUGCCUCGAGUCCGUCUUCUUCCCUCGCAUGUUCGCCGGCGCCGCCAGCGCCCCGCCCCUGCGUGCUGCGGCCUUUGCCAAGCGCCUGUGCGAGUGUGCGCUCACGUUUCCGCCGCACACGUCGCGCGAGUGUCUCGCCUUUGUGCGCCGCCUGGCGUCCCGCGAGACCAAGCUUGCCAACUUGCUCGACACGGAGGAACGCAUGUUUGACGGCGUGUACCGCCCCGACAUGGACGACCCGCAGCUCACCAACCCGUACACGACGUCGCUGUACGAGCUGGACCCGCUCGCCGAGCGCCACUGGGACAACAAGGUCCGUGCAGAGGCCAAGCGCCUCCGUGACGCCAACUUCACCAACGCGGCCAUGUCGUGA